CUCAGCUUCUGGCACACAGACACAAUGUCCAUCCUGAAGAUCCAUGCCAGGGAGAUUCUGGACUCCAGGGGAAACCCAACUGUAGAAGUUGACCUGUACACUGCUAAGGGUCUCUUCCGGGCGGCCGUGCCCAGCGGAGCUUCCACAGGAAUAUAUGAAGCUCUGGAACUCAGGGAUGGAGACAAGUCCCGCUAUCUGGGCAAAGGGGUCCUAAAGGCCGUGGAACAUAUCAACAAGACUAUUGUCCCAGCACUGCUGGAGAAGAAACUCAGUGUUGUGGAACAAGAGAAGAUCGACAAAGUAAUGCUGGAACUGGACGGGACAGAGAAUAAGUCCAAGUUUGGAGCCAACGCCAUUCUGGGUGUGUCAUUGGCUGUGUGCAAGGCUGGUGCAGCUGAGAAAGGCGUCCCCCUGUACCGACAUAUCGCUGACUUAGCCGGGAACUCAGAGCUCAUCCUGCCAGUGCCUGCCUUCAAUGUGAUCAACGGGGGGUCCCACGCAGGGAACAAGUUGGCCAUGCAGGAGUUCAUGAUCCUCCCAGUGGGGGCCUCCAACUUCCACGAGGCCAUGCGCAUUGGAGCCGAGGUCUAUCAUAACCUGAAGGCCGUCAUAAAGGCCAAGUACGGCAAAGAUGCAACCAACGUGGGGGAUGAGGGGGGGUUUGCCCCCAACAUUCUGGAGAACAACGAGGCGCUGGAGCUGUUAAAAGCCGCCAUAGAGAAGGCGGGGUACCCAGACAAGAUCGUUAUUGGGAUGGAUGUCGCUGCCUCUGAAUUCUACCGCAAGGGAAAAUAUGACUUGGACUUUAAAUCUCCAGACGAUCCAAAUCGGUACAUCAGCGGGGAGAAGCUGGGCGACUUGUACAAGAGCUUCAUUAAGUCUUAUCCUGUGGUCUCCAUAGAGGACCCCUUUGAUCAGGACGACUGGGACACAUGGAAGAGCUUCCUGAGCACUGUAGAUAUCCAGAUAGUGGGGGAUGAUCUGACUGUCACCAACCCAAAAAGGAUCCAGAAGGGGGUGGAGCAGAAGGCCUGCAACUGCCUGUUACUGAAGGUCAACCAGAUCGGCUCCGUCACAGAAUCCAUCCAGGCGUGUAAGCUGGCCCAGUCCAAUGGAUGGGGAGUGAUGGUCAGUCACCGCUCAGGAGAGACUGAAGAUACAUUUAUCGCCGACCUGGUGGUGGGACUGUGCACUGGGCAGAUCAAAACAGGCGCCCCCUGCAGGUCAGAGAGACUUGCCAAAUACAAUCAACUCAUGAGGAUUGAGGAGGAGCUGGGAGACAAGGCCAAGUUUGCAGGGCGGAACUUCAGGAAUCCCCGGGGAAAGUAAAUGAAGGAGCAGCUGUGCCCCCCGGUGUGAGACCCCCCUUGUGCUGCAGAAUUUCAGAGCCGGGUCCCACAAUGUUCUAUUCACUGCCCUGCAGCCCCCAACUCUUUGUAUUCUGCCUCCCCUCAUAUACAAAAGCAACAUGGCAGCUCCGCCAUCUGUGCUGCCCAUUGGCCAAUCCCUCCGGCAGCUCUGCUUGUAACAAACAUGGAGGGUCACGGACAAGGGAGGGGCAAUACAAUGAAAUGAGAGAAUAGUCCUAAUAAAAUGUGUAAAUAGAAAUA
This is a messenger RNA of Xenopus laevis (African clawed frog), 1610 nucleotides long. RefSeq names its product enolase 3 (beta, muscle) L homeolog (gene eno3.L). Gene Ontology annotation, cellular component: phosphopyruvate hydratase complex; cytoplasm. Gene Ontology annotation, biological process: glycolytic process. Gene Ontology annotation, molecular function: phosphopyruvate hydratase activity; magnesium ion binding. Lineage: Eukaryota; Metazoa; Chordata; Amphibia; Anura; Pipidae. The record is from RefSeq and is marked provisional.